GGAUGAGCACCCUUCCCUUCCUCCUCUCUCGCCCGGGUUGGUGUGUCUUCCUUCCGGCUUGCUGAAGAAAGUUGAGGAAGGUUCAGCGGCAACUGGGGCUUUUACAUAAUGGACAGCCAGGGAAGGAAAGUGGUGGUCUGUGACAAUGGGACCGGGUUUGUCAAGUGCGGCUAUGCAGGCUCCAACUUCCCAGAACACAUCUUCCCUGCGCUUGUUGGGAGGCCAAUCAUCCGCUCAACGGCCAAAGUUGGAAACAUUGAGAUCAAGAAUGCCCAGAAGAUGGACCUGAUGGUUGGGGAUGAGGCCAGCGAGCUACGCUCCAUGCUGGAGGUCAACUACCCCAUGGAGAACGGCAUCGUCAGGAACUGGGAUGACAUGAAGCACCUGUGGGACUACACCUUCGGCACGGAGAAGCUCAACAUCGACUCUCGGAACUGCAAGAUCCUCCUGACCGAGCCCCCCAUGAACCCCACCAAGAACCGCGAAAAAAUUAUUGAAGUAAUGUUUGAAACCUACCAGUUUGCAGGAGUCUACAUUGCUAUUCAAGCUGUGCUGACACUGUAUGCCCAAGGCCUUCUGACCGGUGUGGUAGUGGAUUCAGGUGACGGUGUGACACACAUCUGUCCAGUGUAUGAGGGUUUCAGUCUGCCCCACCUGACAAGACGCCUGGACAUCGCAGGCAGGGACAUCACCCGCUACCUCAUCAAGUUGUUGUUGUUGAGGGGUUACGCCUUCAACCACUCUGCAGACUUCGAAACGGUGCGCAUGAUGAAGGAGAAACUAUGCUACGUUGGCUACAACAUCGAGCAGGAGCAGAAGCUGGCGCUGGAGACCACCGUGCUGGUGGAAUCAUACACGCUGCCAGAUGGUCGUGUGAUCAAGGUGGGAGGAGAGCGCUUUGAGGCCCCGGAGGCUCUGUUUCAGCCCCACCUCAUCAAUGUGGAGGGCGUCGGAGUGGCCGAACUCCUCUUCAACACCAUCCAGGCAGCCGACAUAGACACCAGGCCUGAGUUCUAUAAACACAUCGUGCUGUCAGGAGGAUCCACCAUGUACCCGGGCCUGCCAUCCCGGCUGGAGAGGGAACUCAAGCAGCUGUACCUGGAGCGUGUGCUGAAGGGAGAUGUGGACAAGCUUUCGAAAUUUAAGAUUCGAAUCGAGGAUCCUCCCAGGCGAAAGCACAUGGUGUUCCUGGGUGGAGCCGUGCUUGCCGACAUCAUGAAGGACAAAGACAACUUCUGGCUGACCCGGGAGGAGUACCAGGAGAAAGGAGUCCGUGUGCUGGAAAAACUCGGAGUCACCGUCAGAUAAAGUACUGAACGGACAGACCACGCACGCACACACACACACACACACACACACACACACGUGCACACAAAUGCACAUAUACGAAUACACACACACACACACACACCUACACAAACAUGGCAUAUACAUAUUUCUCUCUUGCCCUCAUCGCAGAGUAUAUAUCUAUUUAUCCCUCUUCUUCUCUUGGGCUCUUGAUCCUCGUCUAACAUCUGAGGAAAUCAAGCCUCCACCUCCCUGCUCUCCUCCUCUGUCCUCUCUCUUCUCUCCUGGUUUGGGAUUGGCUCACACUUUCUCUUGCAAGCCCCCAAGAACCAGUUCCUCCUUCACACUGAACCCCCUCCUUUACCUAAACUAGGAAAUGACGGGGUUAAUGCUGCCCUGCUGGUGUAUUUAGGAGUCUAUUUUUCACAGAGUGCUGUGGUUCAAACUCUGCACAUUUACCUGCUCAUAGGUUUUGCUGUGGGUUAGAUUCUGCAAUUAAACCCAGUGACUGCAGUGAAAAGCUUCUUUCCUUAGAUAAACCUCCGGGGGGGGGGGGGGGAUAAAUUGAUGCAAAUUUUCUCGCAAGCAUCUUUAAAAUCACAAUCAGGGUCCACAACAAACAGCCACGGGCCGCAUCUGUUCCAGGUCAGCGAGAAUUGAUCACAUUUUUAUGUCGAUUUUAUAAACGAUAUCAUGACUUUUCUUUUCUGGGGGAGGGACGACGUUUUUGUUCUGCUUUUUUUCUCAUUUUGUUGGAUGUAUGAUUUAUAUCUUAAAAUGUCUUUCUUUAACUUUUUUCAUUGACUUUGUUGCUGUGCACUACUACCAUCGUUAAUACGAAGUGUAUCAUUACAACAGAAGUUCCUCCAUGUUUUUAUGAAGAAUUGAUGGUUGAUUCAUAAAGGGACAAAUACACAGAGGAAAAGAGCUUGACAUCAGGGGCGUGUGAUGGUACUUUUGUCUUUGCGGGUGGUUAGACAAUGAUGGGAUGUGGGUUGGGUUCGGGUGGGAGUGAUGCUAUUUGUUCCGCAUGCGACAGCCUCCUCUCUUUGUGUCAGCUGAUUGAAGGGCUAUGAGCUGGUGUAGCAAUAUUACAGGCCAUGACAUCGCCAUAGCAUCUAAUCCAUAGCAUUCCUUCAGAUGCACCCAAAGCUCGGAGGCAGUCCCGGGUUGUCUAUAAGAUAGAUUUGAAUCUGGGCCCAGCAGGGUACCUCAAAACCGGCGAAGUAAAACGGUAUUCCAUGAAGUUAAAACUCUGCGGAGACCAUGUAGAAGUUAUCCGGUGUUCACUCCUAACGGUUGACUUAAAGAUUACUGGAGGCACUUCUAUUUUUGAGUAUGACAAAUGUGUAUAUUAUUUUCCUUCUUUCCAUGAACGCCUAUCCAGUGCCAAGUGCAGUUAAUGUUAACUGGAUCUCAUGUUUUAUUGUCUUUCUUUUUGUCACUGUUUUUAUCUUCCUGUGUUGUUCAUAGCAUAACUGCCUAACGCUGAUUUAAAUAAAGAAAAGUGAUUUAUAAA
Labrus mixtus (cuckoo wrasse) is the source of this 2806-nucleotide messenger RNA. Its product is annotated as actin-related protein 2-B-like. The record is from RefSeq and is a predicted model, not a curated record. Bases 109 to 1308 code for a protein of 399 amino acids. Gene Ontology annotation, molecular function: actin filament binding. The transcript has 10 exons. Lineage: Eukaryota; Metazoa; Chordata; Actinopteri; Labriformes; Labridae. Gene Ontology annotation, biological process: Arp2/3 complex-mediated actin nucleation. Gene Ontology annotation, cellular component: actin cortical patch; Arp2/3 protein complex.